AUGGAGAAAAAGUCUGGAAUGAUUCAAGAGCUCAUCCACGAGCUCAAACGACAGGCUGGGCCAUGGAAACAAGAGCUCAAAGACUGCGUUGCCGAGAUCUCGGCAUGUCUUGACAGCCUGUUCGAAGACUCUAGAUCUGUCCGAAAAGUGGAUACAGAGGCAGCCUGUCAAGUUUUCCGACGCUCUUUUCGGCCUCUUUAUGAAUCUUUUCCUCUGCUUUCCUUACAACUUUCCGUCCGCGUUUUUACCAUAAUCACAGCCGACAAGAUUGUCAAUGCGGAAGUACGAGACGGUAGUCCUGAUAGACUAUACUGGGAUGACUUGGCAGCGCAACUUCUGUCCGGGGUGCUUGAUUACUUGGACGAUCACGACUCCGGUAUGUUUACGCAUAACAUCUUAGCGCAAUCCACGCCAAUUAGAGCCACAGAAACUCCCAAGUCAGAUAGCCACAAGGUCAAGACUUCUGUCGGUCAAGCUUUCUACGCCAACCUCUGCCUUACUUUCUUCCCAUCCGAGCCUACCGCGACCACGACAGUCAUCCACAGUGGCAAGUUACGCGAUUUGGCCUACCGGCUACUCUCCCAAACGGCAAGUUCUCAUCCCGAAAACCAACAAAAACUCCGCAAACCGAGUGUUCUUGGAGGGCAUCGACUAGGUCGACUUAUCCUUCAUACGAAAGAUUAUCUCCCGUUGGAGGGCCUCCUGGACUUGCUCGCUCCAUUGAUACCUCCACUCAAGGUCUCCUCCCCGCGUGUUCGCGAGAAAUUCAUCAAGGAGGCUUUUGAAGGGACACAGAGUAAUGCCGGGGAUGCAAUUUGUCGGCUAUUGAUUAGCACCACGAACAUACGCGAAUGGGAAGAGAUGCAUUCGAAAGUCAUAGAUAUUCUUGCCAGUGAUAUAACGUUCCCCCAGCCAUUUUCUGUGGCGGAGAUUGUCAUCGGGAAUUCUGCAUUCCGUUCCCCCGAACGCCUGAUAUUCGAUCGUCAACAUGCAAUAUAUACCGUCGACGACAACGGUGCGUGCGAGACGAUCAGAGUUCCAUUCAAGACCGUCAAGCAGGUCAAGGUGGAAAGCUCUUCCGGGUCUAUUCAAGUUCUAAUGUCCUCGCCGGCCAUGUUCGGUGACCUGCCCAUGGCGCCAGCCGAGGGUCAUGAUCCAUCUUCUAUGACUUUCCGACUUCGAAAAUCCGACGUCGACAGGUUCGUGACCACGGUCACCAAACGCGGCAUGGGGUCCAUAACCUUCAAGGAUGGCACGGCGGUGGUGAGGUCGAGACAUCGCUUCUCUCUCGUGAGAACGACGUUAGGGGCAGAUCCAUCCGACGACUUGCCCCCACCCCCUUCGUACGAUGAAAAGGUCAAGAGUCUACAAGCAGAUGACUCUUCCGACAAUGAGAGCAAACCCGACUCCCGUCGCAGUGGCAACUUGUCGAUCCACGCACCCAGCGCGUGCAAACCGAUCACUUCUUAUCCCAUUCCCAUUCCUGUUUCCAUUCCCGCACCGACCCAUUGUCUCCCAACACCGGCUACCCCACCUCGGGGACCUCAAGCUCCCCGUCACCCUACACAUCCUGCACUCACAAUCCAAGUUCAGGUCCAAGCCCCUCCCACACUGACCCGCGGUCGAUCUCCCACUAUUGCUUCAUCCGGCCAGCUCCCCAGGACCCAGAGUAAAAUGAUGCGUGACGGCGUCUUCGGAGCGAGCGACGAGGAGCUCUCUGAGUUGUCUGAGCAUGAGAUAGUUGCGGUGCCGAAGAAGCUAUUCGACGCUCCUCCCGGUGCUGGUGCUUCGAAGACUGCGCCUACUCGUGUGACGAAGGAGAAUAGUGGCGCCGGCAGAGGUAGGAAGUGGGGAGGACAACAGGGCUCUGGGGGCGGCGAGGGCAAGGCGGAAGAAGAGGUCACUGAUCCUUCUUCAGGUUCAGAGUCGGAUAGGGCUCCACCUGUCAGGGGACGUGGACGAAAGGUCGUCGGUUCAUUCGCCAGCAACCCUACCGCGACGCAGCAGGAGAAGAAGUCACCCAAAUCAUCGAAGCAAAACAAAGCUCCUGUCAAGAGGCGUGCAGUCGCAGAGGAGUCUGAGAUCGACGAGGAUGGUCAUUCGGGGUCGGAGUCGGACAGAGCGCCUCCGGUUAAAGGGAAAGGAGGGAGGGGAAGAAGGGUUGUGAGCUCCUUCGUCAGUGAGGGUCAGGUCGAAGCGGCUCCAGAGAAGGCAGAGGCGACGGCAUCGAAGGGGAAGCUGAAGAAGAAGAAAGCGAUCGCGAAGGAGCUCGAGUACGAAGACGAUGACGAACGUCCUCCCAGCCCUCCGUCUCAGUCUGCGGCGACGAUCAAGACCCAAACCCGUCCAGCCGAUAGAAAAUCUGUUCCACAGCCGCCGAAAGCGAAGGAGGUAAAGCAGAAGAGGAAUGAUGUGGUCGAAGAGCCUAUGGAGGAAGAGGAAGGAGAAGAGUCUCCCGCUCCGAGGAGAUCUACAAGGGCGUCUGCUGCCGCUGCCUCGAAGAAGAUCGCGAAUGUGGUAGCUGCGGGGAAUAGUUCGCAGGAAAGUGGCACCGAAGAGGGCGCGAAGGAAACGAACUCUCCUCUUCCUCUUCCUCCAGCUCCUGUUCUUCCCCAGGUUGUUGCGAAGCCCAGAGCGGCGAUCACAAAGACCAAAGGUAAAGCGCGUGCAGACGACAGCGAAACUUUGGUUCCCACUUCAGAAGAUCGGCCUAGAGUUAGAAAGGAUCCUACAGUCAUUCCCUCGCCUCCCAAGCCAACGGAAGAUACCACUCGGACAGUUGGGACUAAGCGCAAGCGUGGAGCACAAGAAGACCGUGACGAUAAUCCUUUUCUCGUCAACGACGAGACCACUGCGCCCCCCUCGCCCAAGCGUAUUCGUGCAUCAGAAGCAUCUGCGAAACCAACCAAAUCCGCUGCCGCCCGAUCAGACUCUCAAGUCACCAAAUCUCGCAACAACGCUACUACCCGGACCACCAAGAAAUACGGGGCCAAGAAGGACAAAACAUCUCAUCCCGCCCGCCCUUCGACUCGAGCUGAGGCUAUUGAGAUCGAUUUCGACGAGAUUCCGGGUUCACACCCGGCUCGAGUCACUGCCCCUUCGACGUCCACUUUUGCAUUCAAUACGUUGCCUCCUUCGUCGCCACAGAGGUCUAGUUCGCCACCCACUGUCCUUCCUGUGACGAAGCCUCUCAUCUCUGGUAUGAAAGGGAAGGAUGGCAAGGUUACUCCCCAGAAGAAUGCGCAGGCCAUAGCUCCUACCAAACCUCGUCCUCGGGCUAUAAUCACGAAGAAGGAGAACCCGCCACCGCCACUUCCCAAGGAAUCUGACUCUGAACCUCCGGGUCCUCCAGCGAAAACGAGGACAACGAAGCCUACGACACGUGCACCUGCUGGCGGGAAGAAGUCUGGAAAGCGUGGUGCUCGACCUUUGCCUGAGGAUCUAUCUUCGGAUUCCGAACCCCCGAAAGCGACGAAGGUCAUCAAGUCGUCCAAAACGAAGCGUGGGGCGAAGAAGGCUGCUGCUUCUGCUGUCGUGAAGAACGAUCGGCGCUCAGGAAACCAGGAUGAAGAUGAGGAUGGGUCUGCUGUGGAAGAUGAGAUUCAGCCUUUCUCAUCGUCUCCUAGGGAGACUAGGGCUGCUGCGAAAACACGGGCAGCGGGCAAAGUCUCCACGAGUCCAAAUUCCGUAACGACCAACAACGAAGCAACGAAGGCGAAACCAGCAGCCAAGUCGAACAAGUCGAACAAGGCACCAUGGCUCGAUGAGAAGUUCUCGCCGAAGAGCAAGGAAUUGUCUGGAGACGCCGCAAAACUUCGUGGAGAGCAUCUCGUCUCUGCUGACGAGGUCAUGGCGGGGCCGUCUGACUCGGAACUGGUAGCUAAAGAUUGGGAAACCAUGGAGGUUGUGGAGAAUGCUGCUGAAGUGAUACCGGAGCCACCGUCGGUCAAAGAGGCAAGCAAGAUUUUGGUUACCACAGUUAGGUCGCUCCCUGGCCGAAAGUCGAGCACAGCUGUGACUGGUACCGAUGUCCCAAUGGCCGAUGCAAGGCAGGAUAAAGAGGCAUGCCUUGUCUCUAUAUCAUCAUGCGCUUUAUAUAUUUAUCAUACUGUUCCACAGCGUCAACCAAUCACCGCUCAACUUCAUCCCGGAUUCAAGUCCAAAGCAGGAACCUUUGAAGAUGUUAUCAUGGCUCCUCCCAGCCGAACGGGAUCCCAUGGCGAGCCCGAGGAGAUGGAAGUACUUCCUGAACAGCCUUCCCGUGAAAGAACGGCCACUACGGCCUACGCCACCCAAGCUCCAGCCCAGUCCCCCAGCCCUUCGCCUCCACCCGCACCUCUUGUCGACACCGUCGAAAGUGACCCCGACGCAACUCUCCUGCCAGAUAUUGGUGAAUUCACUGUCAGAAGCAAAGCCUACGACGUUAUUAUUCAAUCUCCCCAGUCUCACGGCCAACAGGUACAUACACCUUUGGAGGUCCGGAACGUGUCUAUGUCGUCGCCGCCACAGAGAGGAGCGACGAGCGUCGAGAGGCAUCGGAAGAGCGUUUCGUUCUUGGAACGUGAGGAAGAGGAUAUGGACGUCACGGUCGUGGGGGGAUUGCAAGAUGAACACGGGGAAGGCGAGGCUGAACCUAUUGUUGCAACGACAGAAGAGAGAACGCGCCAGCCGAUGUCGUCGAAAGCUCGUGGAAAGCAACGCGCAGUCGAGGAACGGCCUUCUCCACUCGCGUUCACACCGAAAGCGGGGUAUCUUAACUUGCAUGGCUCUGUGCAGCCAUCUCGUCCUCGAACCGCGGAUCCACCGCGUCAAACAUUGGCCUCUGCGAGCUCAAAAACCAACGCUCAGGACGUUCCUUCCCGGUUCGAGCAACCUGUCCGCCAGGGUUCCAUCGGUAAUCGUCUUCGUCCACGGGAAGAGCGUCUAGCCACAGACGACCCACUUGAGGUCAUCUAUGAGACCAUCAACAAGAUCACAGACGCCAUCAAGUAUGGAAUACAAUCCAAGUACGACGGUGUGCGCGAUAGUACUCGACAGUUGAAGACGAAGCUUCUGAUGCGAGCCAUGGAGGACCUUGAUGAGCUGCAUGAGGAUAACGUCACCACCUACAACACCCUCCUCGCUCUCGAACAAGCCUACACCGAUUAUUCCCAACGCUCUCUCGACGCCCUGACGGAAGCUCACCGUGUCGGCGCAGAGAGCCAGAAGAAGCUGAAGGAGCUGAUUAAGGAACAUGAUAAGAUGGCGAAGGAGCAUGCGAAGAAGGUUCCGAGUGUGAAGGGUUUGCCGGGGAGUAUCGCGAAGUGGAAGACGAAGUGA
Molecule: messenger RNA, 5319 nt
Organism: Stereum hirsutum FP-91666 SS1
Lineage: Eukaryota; Fungi; Basidiomycota; Agaricomycetes; Russulales; Stereaceae
Exons: 21
Coding region: 1-5319 (1772 amino acids)
Source: RefSeq, a predicted model, not a curated record